CACAGAACACUGUUCUUCUCUUGUACUUUGCUGAAACACAUCAUUUACAUGCUGUUGAGAUUUGCACAAGGAAGCCGAUAUGUGGAGAGUAUGAGGAGUACGAGAAACAGCAGAGACACACCGCUAGAACAGAUGGAGUGUGAGCGGCAGGAAUAUCUAUAUUCCCGAUGCCAGAGCUUGAGAGAAAAGGUCGCUGUAUAUGAGCAAAUGCACGAAGCCAUCAGGAGGCGAAUCUGUGGCCCAUCUGUCCGUGAGGAAGAUCUCAGGAACAGUCUACGCUGCGACUCCAGGAAUUACAAUUCAACUGUUAACAGGAUGGAGACAACAGAGAGAGCCGCCGUGAGAGGACUAGCUAGUCCAAGACAGAAAACAGAUUUGAAGUUCCUAGAUGUAGGCAGCAAAGAACCGGCCGUAGUUAACCAGAAAACAGAACCUGAAGCCAGCUACAACCCCGCUGGCAAUGUGGCUGCCAGAGAGCCAGCUGUAGUUAAGAUCAAAACAGAACCUGAAGCUAGUCACAAGCCUGCAGGCAAUGUGCCUGCAGUUAACAACAAGAUGGGACCUGAUGCCAUGCCCGCAGGCACCAUGGCUGCAAUAAAGCUGCCUGUAAUUAGCCAGAAAACAGGACCUGAUGCCAGCUACAAGCCCGCAGGCACCAUGGCCUCAAGAAAGCUGCCUGUAAUUAGCCAGAAAACACGACCUGAUGCCAGCCACAAGCCUGCAAGCACCAUGGCCGCAAGAAAGCUGCCUGCAGUUAGACAGGAAACAGGACCUGAUGCCAGCUACAAGCCCGCAAGCACCACAGCCUCAAGAAAGCUGCCUGUAAUUAGACAGAAAACAGGACCUGAUGGCAGCUACAAGCCCGCAAGCACCAUGGCCUCAAGAAAGCUGCCUGCAGUUAGCCACAAAACAGGACCUGAUGCCAGCUACAAGCCCGCAAGCACCAUGGCCUCAAGAAAGCUGCCUGUAAUUAGACAGAAAAGAGGACAUGAUGGCAGCUACAAGCCCGCAAGCACCAUGGCCUCAAGAAAGCUGCCUGCAGUUAGCCACAAAACAGGACCUGAUGCCAGCUACAAACCUGCAGACACCAUGGCCUCAAGAAAGCUGCCUGUAGUUAGACAGGAAACAGGACCUGAUGGCAGCUACAAACCCGCAAGCACCAUGGCCUCAAGAAAGCUGCCUGCAGUUAGCCACAAAACAGGACCUGAUGCCAGCUACAAACCUGCAGACACCAUGGCCUCAAGAAAGCUGCCUGUAGUUAGACAGGAAACAGGACCUGAUGGCAGCUACAAACCCGCAAGCACCAUGGCCUCAAGAAAGCUGCCUGUAGUUAGACAGGAAACAGGACCUGAUGCCAGCUACAAACCCGCAAGCACCAUGGCCCCAAGAAAGCUGCCUGUAGUUAGACAGGAAACAGGACCUGAUGCCAGCUACAAACCCGCAAGCACCAUGGCCCCAAGACAGCUGCCUGUAGUUAGACAGGAAACAGGACCUGAUGCCAGCUACAAACUUGCAAACCCCAUGGCCUCAAGACAGCUGCCUGUAGUUUGCCAGAAAAGACAACCUGAAGCCAGCCACAAGCCUGCAGGCAACGUAGUCAGCCAAACUCCAAGCCCUGGGCUUGAUGAGCUGAUUCAGCUGUUGAACCUGAAUUACUAACUUUAAUGAAUUACUGACAUUACUCGAAAAACUUUCAACCUUACUGUGUUUUCCAAAUCCAAAAUAAAAUGCUUUUUAAUAAAGCAGUGUGACAUGCUACUAUGAUUCGCAUGUAUGUAGCUAUACGUUACAGAUUGCAUCGUGUGAGUUACACGACGACAUGACGUUUCCCAGGUGAUACGCUGUGCUACAGUGGCUGUACAUGGGAAUACCUAUGGUAAUACAUAGUACCAGAACAACACUAAAGCGAUAACUGUCAACACAUGGAGGACAACGGAACAGCACACAUGUACAGUGGGUGGAGACAAGGCAAACACCUUCAGAUUUCUCAGGGUUCAUGUCAGCGAGGAUCUCACCAGGUCUCACGUAAUGAGGAACAAUGUCCGUACUUCCUAAGAAGCUUAAAGAAAGCUACAGGCGUACACUCCUACCAUCAGAGAGACGCUACAGGGACAUGAAGGCAUGAACCGAACGGCUGAGGAACUUCUUCACAUCUUGUUACCACUGGUCUAUAUUUGCACUAUAUAUAUAUUAUACAAUCCGAUGCCCAGUGUCUUUUAACGGUACACGUUUACUGGCGGCGUUUUAUUGGACGACAGCCUACCUACCUCACAUUCGUACCUGUAUUAUACUGGAUAUAUCAUACCAUAUUUGUAAUGCACUGUAUAUAUCAUACGCCAACCUAGAGUGUAAUUUAUAACUGAUUUAUAUCCCUUUCCCGUGUAGUAUCGACGGUGACCGGAAGGAAUGCAGAGUAAGAACCUUCACUGUACAUUGUACAAUAAAUUCUUGAACUCUACUGUAUGGUCUGCAGAAGGAGACUGAGUUACUAAUCCAACAAUCAGGCUCUUAAGGAUGAACUUAAAUGUAUACAAAUGGAACUUCAUGCAUUCUUCCUUCAUAUUGGUAAUAAUAAUAAUAAGAGGAAGAAGAAUAAUA
Messenger RNA from Ictalurus furcatus (blue catfish), 2598 nucleotides. Its product is annotated as DNA-directed RNA polymerase II subunit RPB1-like. The transcript is spliced from 3 exons. The record is from RefSeq and is a predicted model, not a curated record. NCBI's taxonomy places the organism in Eukaryota, Metazoa, Chordata, Actinopteri, Siluriformes, Ictaluridae. The coding region runs from base 49 to 1659 and encodes 536 amino acids.